AUGGCCGACAUUCCUCUGACAAUGGCUACUACUAGUACUGAAAGCUCUACUGGAAGCUCUCAAACUGUGGCUACACCUGUCUCUGAUUCUUUUACUGCUAUUCCUCGCGUUCCUCACACUCAUACAUCUUCAGCUAUCAUUCAAAUGCUAAAAAACUUGCUGUUGAUCUCCAUACUCCAGAUGAAUAAAGAAAUUGAGGAAGAGAAUGCUGAAAGAUCUCGGAAAUCUUUCAAUCACGCGUCUGACCCUACUGUUCACAAGGAACCUGGUUCUGAACAGGCUUCUCUUAUCUCUCUUGACGAAGUAGACCUUAACCGCUUCCAUGUCCCUUCCUUCGUGGCUUCCUUUCCCGGUCUCAUCUACUCCAAACUAGCCAAAUGGAUUGCGGAUGAAGAUAUCAAAUCAAAGCUGAAACGGAAACCUGCUGACAAACAGAGACUUUCGGCAGAAGACACUAGGAUUGCAAAGUGA
Molecule: messenger RNA, 471 nt
Organism: Laccaria bicolor S238N-H82
Lineage: Eukaryota; Fungi; Basidiomycota; Agaricomycetes; Agaricales; Hydnangiaceae
Exons: 1
Coding region: 1-471 (156 amino acids)
Source: RefSeq, a predicted model, not a curated record